AUGAGGUCAAAGGAAAACACUCAGCUCAAUGCCAUCUGGGUCCAGAGCAGGGGACUAGCAAGUACUUGUCAGAGCCUCUUUGGUGCGGGAGUCAAGGAGGCCCUGUACCAGCUGUGGGGCUCCAGCAGGGACGUUACCCCACGUUCAGGAGAGGAAUCUGCUGAUCCCCUAGGGAAGGGACUACUCCCAGCUGAGGAGUUGAUUAGAAGCAACCUUGGAGUUGGCAGGAGCCCCAGAGAUUGUCUGAGUUAGUCCAAGAAACAGGCUAAGGAGCUUGGGAGCAAGAGACUAAAACCAGCCAAGUUUGGGACAAAAGGGAAGGAAAGGGUUGAGCAGUGAACAGAAAGACAAAGAACAGGCAGUUCCAAAGAGCCAAGAAUGCAAAUCAUUUGCAGACGCAGCCAGCGAGAGCCUCCACCGAGGCUGCUGUGGGGGUGCCUGACGCUGUGGGCACAGCCACUUCUACACGUCACGGUGAGCGUGAGUCCAUGUGUGUGAGGUCCCCACUGAGUCAUCCCGAGUGUGUAAUGAUUGUAUCAGUUGUGAGUCACCAACUGUGUGUCAAUCGGGCGGGGUGUGUGUGUGCUCAGUGCACAAGCGUGUGAGGGCUGCCUGUACCCAGAGUGACAGUGGAAUGUGAAUGAGAGCCAGAGAGCUUGGGGAGUUCAGAGCACUCCCAGGGGGAAGCUGUGUUUAAAGGGCACCACGCUUCAUUCACACCAUGCAUCACACACCACAUUUCUGAACACGUUCCAGAGAAAGCCAUCUGUGCCCGCUUCCUGCUGAAACCCCCUACGGAGCAGCAGCGCUGAAUUCCUCAGGCUCACGGGGUUGUUCUCAGAGUCAGAGAUGGCCACAAUCUUACAAUCCUUCCUGCAUUUCAAGCCCUUCGUCUUGCAGAGGGAGGAACUAUGGCAGAGAAAGCUGACACAAUGGUCCCAGAGUCACAGAGCGACUGGUAGAAAAGCCAGGUGUGGACCCAGGUAUCUGUCGGAAUUCCCUGCCCAGGACUCAGUGUGUCAGCACAGAGUGGGUCCUUUUUCCUUUUCUCAGCAGGGAUGUGAUGACAUCACUUCUUUUAACUAAAACGCACCCAGAUCCUCCCAUAAAAUGAAACCCUGACUUCACGUCCUAAAGGCUAGAUUUGAUGAAUAGCCCAAAAGGAAAAGUUGGGGCAUCUCUGGCCAGACGGUUCUAGACCAAGAGUCAUUUGACCUACUUUCCUAGAGCCUUGCCCCACCCAGUUCAGGACAAGUCCACAAGGAGACCUAUUCUUAGGUCUC
Molecule: messenger RNA, 1283 nt
Organism: Sapajus apella (tufted capuchin)
Lineage: Eukaryota; Metazoa; Chordata; Mammalia; Primates; Cebidae
Product: chromosome unknown C8orf86 homolog
Source: RefSeq, a predicted model, not a curated record